CGUGACACUUGCCAAUAAAAUAAAGAAUGAGGGGAAAAUUAUCUAGUGGGCAGUAGGUUUUCUUUGUUCUCUCAAAUCUAGGGCUUUUUGUUGUUCUUCUAGUUCUAAAAGCUAAAAGCCUCCCCCUCAGUUAUCUGGGUUUGUUUCUACUCCGAUUGAAGAAGAUUUUUUGGCGGCCUCACUCAGAUGGCGGAUGUGGACCCGGAGAAGAAGGUAGGGGAGGAGGAAGAGACGAUAAAGGGUGGGGAGAUUCUGUUUUGUGGGACCACUGCUUGGGAUGCCGUCGGUCGCCGUAAGGUACCGGCCGAAUGGAAUUUGAAUUCACCGACAAGGCUCCGGCCUCUCAUGGGCGUCGACAUUCGUUUCGUGGCUUCUGGUUGUGUGUCUUGCCAUUGCGUGGCACUGGACGUUGAAGGGCGUUGCUACACGUGGGGUCGCAAUGAGAAGGGGCAGCUUGGUCAUGGAGAUACGAUUCAGCGCGAUAGACCGACUGUUGUUUCAGAAUUGAUUAAGCAUAAAGUCAUUAGAGCAGGGGCUGGAAGGUGUCAUACUGUGGUAGUAACCGAAGAUGAACUCUCUCUUGCUUUUGGUUGGAAUAAACAUGGGCAGCUUGGUUCAGGUUCUGUAAAAAAUGAAGUUGAACCAUCUCCAGUUCGUUGCCUCGUGUCUGAAGUCAAAACUACUGCUUGUGGAGGUGAUUUUACAGUAUGGUUAACAUCCACAGAAGGAGCUUCUAUAUUGACUGCUGGUCUUCCACAGUAUGGUCAGCUUGGCCACGGUACUGACAAUGAGUACAAUACUAAAGAUAGCUCUGUGAGGCUUGCUUAUGAAGCUCAACCCCGUCCUAAAGCAAUAGCCUCUCUCUCUGGAGAGACCAUAGUCAAAGUUGCUUGUGGAACAAAUCAUACAGUGGCAGUGGAUAAGAAUGGUCACGUAUACACGUGGGGCUUCGGUGGCUAUGGAAGGCUUGGACAUAGAGAACAGAAGGAUGAAUGGGCUCCUCGACGUGUUGAUGUUUUCACAAGACAUAAUAUUCUGCCUCCUGAGGCAGUAGUUUCUGCUGGUUCCGCCAAUUCCGCAUGUACAGCUGGAGGAGGACAGCUUUACAUGUGGGGCAAGAUGAAGAACACGGGGGAUGAUUGGAUGUAUCCCAAGCCUCACAUGGAUUUAAGCGGCUGGCAUCUACGCUGUAUGGAUUCUGGCAAUAUGCACCACUUCGUUGGAGCUGAUUCCUCUUGCAUAAGCUGGGGUCAUGCUCAAUCUGGAGAACUAGGAUACGGACCCAGUGGACAAAAAUCUUCUGCAGCUCCUAAAAAGGUAGAUAUUUUAGAGGGAAUGCAUGUUAUCAGUGUUGCUUGUGGAUUUGCCCAUUCCAUGGUGGUGGUUGAUAGAACCAAUAUAGCGAAUCUACUUGAACAGCUUGAAAUAUAUGAUGGCAAAGAUGCUGGCGAAGCAGUGAAUGAAGAACUUGGGAGUGGAACUUCUGUUCCUAACAAAGUUAACAAAAAGGGUUCUGUUAAGAAAUCGGAAAACUCGAAAAAGAGGAAGAAAUUGGAAGACUCAUCGGAUGAGUCCGAAGACAGUGAAGAUAGUGAAUCUGACAGUGAUGACAGUGAAGGACAACUGAAUGGGCAUGCAGAACAUGGAAAGAAACGAGGUGGAAAGGCUUCGGGCAGAGGACGUGGCAAAGGUGCUGGUAAAUCAGCCACAGAAAAGAAAGGCAGUGGUCGGGGACGGGGCCGCCCCCCAUCAGCAACUAAAAGCUCAGAGUCUGCAGGGGGAAAAGGAUCAGGGAAAAGAGGAAGGCCUAAGAAGUCAUGAGGGAAGUUGAAGGCACCAAAACUGCGGCCCUAAACUUCCUCCAGGUGAGGUGGCGGAAGAUGCUACGCUGAUGUGUGUGUAUCCUGAAUUUGAGAGCAAAACCUGAACGAGGGUCCCAUUGGUGUGCAUCCAGUAUGAAUUGAACCUACGAAUUCGCUGUCGCUUUUGGCUCAGGCUACUUUUGCUUCUGGGAAGGGCUAGCUUGCUGUCUAGCCCGUCGAAGUUUGCAAGAAGGAAGUUUGCGCUUGAUGCAAAUGGUUAAAAUAUCGUCUGCUUUUUUUCUCAAUAAAAAAUUAGACGUUGAAGUAUGAAAUGUUUUACACUGUUCAUAGUUGA
Molecule: messenger RNA, 2157 nt
Organism: Olea europaea var. sylvestris
Lineage: Eukaryota; Viridiplantae; Streptophyta; Magnoliopsida; Lamiales; Oleaceae
Product: protein RCC2 homolog
Exons: 18
Coding region: 187-1821 (544 amino acids)
Source: RefSeq, a predicted model, not a curated record